AUGCCGGUGGUGCGGCAGCGGCGGCGCAGAGCCCGACUGCCAGCCACCUGCAACCGGAGCAGGUCCGGCACCGGCAGAGCGAUGCCUGCGCCCGCCGCACCCGUAACCGCCAGGCUGAAGAGGGAAGACUGCCCCCGCACCAAGCACGACUCCCUCUUCUCCCCAUGGAAGAUACGAACUCCCCGUCUCCUCACUAUGUCCAAUCUGGAAAUUCUGGGUUCUUGGUUCGCGCCCCAUCUGCGCCUCAACCCCUCACUUAUCCGGUUAUCCCAUUUCCAAGUUCUUGUCGGGCCGUCGGACUGGAGGGACCACGCUGCCGGCAAGGAGGGGGUCCAGAGGUACCGCAUCCGCAACCUCCCGGACAACUUCCCCGGCCUCUACGAGCUAGGCGUUGCCGGCGCGGCCGACGAGGGCGUCAGGGCCCGGAGGCGUGACGCGCGAGGCGUCGUCGUGGUGUACCUCGGGCAGGCUGACAGUGUCCGGGCGAGGCUGCAGCAGUAUGGCCGCUCGGGGUCGCAUCUGGACACUGCGAAUUCGCUGGGUUCUGCUGGUAGAGAUGCGGUGAAUGCGCUCGCCGCGGGUCCUGGACUGUUCAGAGAAGUGUUCUCCAGAGGCUACUCCGUCGUGUUUCGAUGUGCGCUGAUGGACAAUAAACAAGAAGCUGAGAAGACUGAAGCACUACUGCUGAGAGUAUUUGAUUAUGCAUGGAACAAGCUUCAGAAUAGUGCUUGUCGCCGGGAAGAAAUACUGCACAAGUUAGAACUGCGAGCAGCCAACCAUAGAUCUCUACUUAGCAGAGUAAGUGACAUGAAACAAAAAAUAUUUGGAGAGAAAGCAGGUAUAAAGAUAAAGGGAAGUGGGUUAGCUAACACCUCGCCUGGCAUAAUUAAAAGUAUGCUCCCAAGGGUUCGUACUAUUGUUCGUUUCAGACCUCAGGUACUUAACUCUGAGGACAGUGAAGGUGAGAUGACUGAUAUUCCCUGGAAAAAAAUAUCUGAUAUUCCCUGUGCAAAUAGACAAGCACAUAGAAGGGGGUCCGAAGGAUACAAAGUAAAAAAGAUUGAUGUUACAAAACGGAGAACUGUGCCGAUACAGGAUUCUAACUCUGUUUGUGGAGUGGUGCUGGAAGAUGGUUCUUCUUGUCUGGAGCACCCAGUUCAUGGAAGGAAGAGGUGCAGCUUACACAAAGGUAAAAGAGUCAAAGGCAGCCCAAAAAGUUCACCUACUAGCUAUCCUUGCCAAGUUGAGAUUGCAAUUCCUGAGUUCGUUCCUUGUCUAACUGAAGAUUUGGACAGCUCAGUUCCGAAACAGGAAAGCAAAAUACUGGAGGAACCUUUGAGGCACACCAAUAGCUUCGAAUCAGAAAAGGUGAAUACUGGAGAAGCUUCUACAGAAGAUGGAACACGUGAAAUCUCCAGGGAUGCUUGUAUCUUAGAAGAGAAGUUUUCCCAUGCUGAAUCUGAGUCUCAGGAGGAGCAGCCUUCUGGGAGAAUGUGGUUUGAGCUGCUCAAAUCACAGAGGAAACCGGCGAGCAAACAGCCAUCAAGAGGCUCAGGAUCUCAGAUAACAGCAAUGACAGAUAACAGGCCUUGCAAAAUGGUGUCAAUUGCAGGAAUGGAAAGGUGUGAGGAGGACAGUGGAAUAGAGGCCACUGGUGCUUCGUUUUCCAGAAGCUCAGGAUGGCCGUGUACCUGUGGCGCCCGUACAUCAGACGGUUCACCUUGUAUGAAUAGACCGGUUGAAGGGAGGAAGAGAUGUGCAUUGCACAAAGGGCAAAGAGCAGCAUUCCUCCCUACACCAUCGGUGUAA
Molecule: messenger RNA, 1809 nt
Organism: Miscanthus lutarioriparius
Lineage: Eukaryota; Viridiplantae; Streptophyta; Magnoliopsida; Poales; Poaceae
Source: the annotation of a GenBank genome assembly